Naegleria lovaniensis is the source of this 1185-nucleotide messenger RNA. RefSeq lists its product as uncharacterized. The transcript has 2 exons. The record is from RefSeq and is a predicted model, not a curated record. Bases 1 to 1185 code for a protein of 394 amino acids. NCBI's taxonomy places the organism in Eukaryota, Heterolobosea, Eutetramitea, Acrasida, Naegleriidae.
AUGACUAGCACUUUCACAACACAGCAGCUCUCGCAGCAAGAAUUCCACAGUUUCUCUCCAUGGAUGCUGGCUUUACAAGGUGUGUUGCAAUCAAACAAGUCGACCAAUUCCACGUCGUCGUCGUCAUCGACUCUUCAUCCAAUGACUCCACUGGAAUUGUACUUUGUGUUGAACUUCUCCACCUGUGCACCCUAUAUCAUCAUUGAACUCCUUCUUUUCGUGUUAUCCAUUGUGAUUUACAUUUACAAGUUCAAGACCAUGAAAAGGAAUCAACAUGUGUUGUUUAUCAUGUUGUUUGUAUUGCAAGCGGUGGUCGUUGUGGAUUUGGUAUUGAGAGUGAAUAAUGAGGCCAAUGCGUAUGAAUACAGUCGAUUGUCAUCAGGAAAUGCUGACUAUCUAUUGUCAGGAAUUGCUGUUGCGCAUCGUUGUAUCAUUAACUUUAUGGUGUUUUGGCAAUUAUGGAUCAUGUUCUUUCUGUGUACAGUAUUUUUGCAAAUUUGCCGCCAGACUUCUUCCAUUACACCAAUGGUAUACAAAGUAUUGAAUGUGACAAAUAUUACAACCAUUGUCGUUAUGAGUAUUUUCUAUGCACUUCACACUCUGUACAAUAUCAUUUCUGGUGCAUUGACUGUAGAGGGAAUUGAGACCGAUCCUAAUAUCAUAUUUCCUGAACAAGUUACAUUGAUUGUUACUGCAGGUGUGCUUUUCUUUGCCUCGACACUCAUCUUCUCAAUUUUGCUGAAUAUUAUCAGUUACAAAUUGGAAGUGGCUCUUUCCAAUAGUGUGACGAAACUCAAAGAAAUGAUGCAAGGAAAUGAAGAUUUUGUGAGCAAGGAAAUUGAAAAUUCUCUCAAGUUCAAACAAACAACUUUAAGAAAGACAAGACUCAUACAUGCUGGAUUGUCGAUUGCUCUGUUGUUAGAAGCUUUUGGAUUUAUUUGCAUUUCCUUUUACUUUUUGAGUAUUUUCUUUGGAUUUGUUUAUUUAACUCUGUCGAACUUUGGAAUUUUUAUUUUCAUAUCUUUAUUAAUUGGAAUUAAUGCACCAAUGAAAGAAGUUCAACAAUUCUUCCAAAUUAAAACUGUUGAGAAAGAAGUUACUAGAGCAGUAAAUACCACCAACAAUACCAGUAGCAAUGAUAGAAAAUCAACCAAGAUACAGGCCGGAGACGCUACUAUUGUGUAA